Musca vetustissima is the source of this 1931-nucleotide messenger RNA. Its product is annotated as zinc finger protein squeeze. The record is from RefSeq and is a predicted model, not a curated record. The coding region runs from base 1 to 1845 and encodes 614 amino acids. Gene Ontology annotation, biological process: regulation of transcription by RNA polymerase II. Gene Ontology annotation, molecular function: DNA-binding transcription factor activity, RNA polymerase II-specific; RNA polymerase II cis-regulatory region sequence-specific DNA binding. Lineage: Eukaryota; Metazoa; Arthropoda; Insecta; Diptera; Muscidae. The transcript is spliced from 3 exons.
AUGGCUGAUAUAUCAGCCCUUACGGCUUUAGCAGCUGCCUCAUCAAACGUCUAUCAUCAUCAUCAUCAUCAUCAAGCGGCAUCUAGUGGCGGCGGCGGAAUCGGCGGUACUGCUGGCCUAAACGGAACGGCAGCCAAUAAUUUACACAAUCUACAUCAUCGUCGUCCAACAAUCGAUCAAUUACGUUCAAUGAAUGAUCGCAGUGUCUUGUCGUCGCUGAGUCACUUGACUACAGCCGAUUUGCGUACAGCCCAAUUGGUCCACGAAUACAAUAAACCCUUCAAUAUUAAUGAGUUUCGUCAAAAUGUUGAACGUUUAGAUUAUUCGUUGAAAAAUGGUUUGGUAGGCGUUAAUUUGCAGCAGCAGCAACAACAACAGCAGCAACAGCAAUUGCAUCUACAACAACAACAGUUAAAACAAUCGUACAGUCCGCCAAAUUCACCGCCAACACCGAAUAUGACCGAACAGCCGGAACAGAAGUACGAUCCCAACGCUGCAAUGCAACAGCAACAACAACAGACAACGCAACAGAAAUCACAUCGAUCACAUCAUCAUACCUCACCGGAUGGCCGCGAGACCAAACCCUACAAAUGUACCCAAUGUACCAAAUCGUUUGCCAACUCAUCGUACCUCUCCCAGCAUACACGCAUCCAUUUGGGCAUUAAACCCUAUCGCUGUGAAAUUUGCCAGCGGAAAUUCACCCAGCUGUCACAUCUCCAACAACACAUACGCACCCAUACCGGUGAUAAACCCUAUAAAUGUCGUCAUGCCGGUUGCCCCAAGGCCUUCUCACAACUCUCUAAUUUGCAGUCGCAUUCGCGGUGUCAUCAGACCGACAAACCCUAUAAAUGUAAUUCCUGCUACAAGUGUUUCACCGAUGAAAUGACCCUGCUCGAACACAUACCCAAACACAAGGAUUCGAAACAUCUGAAGACCCACAUUUGUAAUUUGUGCGGUAAAUCCUACACCCAAGAAACAUAUCUGGAAAAGCAUUUGCAAAAACACGCCGAGAAGGCGGAGAAGCAACAGCAGCGUCAUUCAAAUUUGAACGUGCAACAUCAUGUACCGGCUGGCGGGAUUGGUUUGAGUUUACAACGGCAGGUGGUAAUGAAUGCUGCCGCUGCGGGAGAUGCUAAUGCGGCCUAUUGGGCCAAGGUAAGUGCUGAUGGGGCGGUAAAUGCUGCCACCUUGGCCGAGGCCAUUCAACAGCAACAACAGGCCCAGGCCCAACAGCAACAGGCACAAAAUGGUUAUAACUUUACAACGCUACAACAUCAACAGCAGCAACAACAACAGGAAUUGCUGCAGCAUCAUCAACGUUUGGUUAAUGGCAAUGCCAACGGUAGUGGUGGUGGUGGUGGCGACAGUGCAAACAGUGGCAACACACCCAAUCAUUCGCAGAGUCCCAUCGAACAGGGUGAGGAUUUGGUGAUACGUCAAUCGUCACAACAACAACAGCAGCAGCAACAACAUCAUCAGCAACAACAACAACAGCAGCAACAAUCAUCGCAUUCACCCAACAAUAUGGUAGUGGUGAAUUCCUCACCGUAUGAUGUCAAGACCACAUCAGCUUUUACACCCAUUCCCACGGCACCCAGCCAUUUACAGGCGGCAGCAUUGGCCCAACAAAGGGCUGCCGCCCCACCCGCUGCAGCCUAUAUCUAUCAACAGAAUGCCGCUGCGGCAGCAGGAUUCCCGACACAGUUAAUAUCGUUGCAUCAGAUACGCAACUAUGCCCAUCAACCGGGAGCAACAGCAGCCGGACUGCUGGCCGGUGAUCAUUUGUUGGGUUUGAGUGUUACAGCUGGCGGUGGUGGAGGCGCGGGAAAGGAUAAAACACAAUAGUAUAACUCUCCCUCGUCGUCGCCAUCGGCUUCGAGUACAAGUUCAUCGACCGCAUCAUCAACUGUGGUUAAGAGGCAAAAAUUGUA